CCAGCUCCAAGCGUGAGGACAAAAUCGCCCAGCUCGUAAGCACCGGUCGGGGCGAUGAUGGAUAUGAGGCCGCGCCGCACCACGCCACCGCAGGCUACCCAAACGGCUAUAAUUAGGCGGUUCCAAACGAAACGCCCCCUCGCUUAUGCGCCGGCGACCCCGCGGAUCCCCCACUAAUCGCCGCCCGCCCCGAGCCCCCUCCGGCAACGGCAAGCGGCAAGAGCCUACGACCCCGAGGGCGAGAACUGGAGAAGCGGCAACCGCCGGAGCGCCCCCACCCCCGGCGAUCGCCGGGGACAUCCCGGCCACGCGCACGCCCCCCCCCCCCCCGGCUCCUUGUCUGACCGGCGCGCCAUUGGAGCUGCUCACGCGCGGCUGAUUUUGGGGGUAUUUUUCUGCCCUCUCCCCCUCCCUUCCGGCUUCCUGGAUUCGUCUGCUCCGGCAGGAGUUCCUGGCCUGGGGCGCUGCGAUGCCGGAGGCCGGACACUACGGCUACAAGAAGACCGACGGCAUCUGCGACGGCGUGUGCGGCGAGCCUGCGUCAAAGGCAGUUCUGACCAUGUCAAGGCUAAAGUGUGCGCUUCGGGGAUUUGAUUUCAGGGCACUUUUGGCCCUCUUGAUUGGUGUGCCGAUUAUAAUCUUAAUGAUAUACACGCAUGGCCAGAAGGUAACAUACUUCCUCAGGCCAAUCUGGGAAUCUCCUCCCAAGCCCUUCAAGAUAAUCCCACACUACUACCAUGAGAAUGUCACCAUGGAGAACCUCUGCAAGUUACAUGGGUGGAAAGCCCGGGAUACCCCACGCCGUGUCUUUGAUGCUGUACUCUUCAGUAAUGAGCUUGAUAUCCUUGAGAUCCGUUGGAAUGAACUAAGUCCAUAUGUGUCAGAGUUUGUGCUUCUUGAGUCCAACUCAACCUUCACUGGUUUGAAAAAGGCCCUCCACUUCAAGGAAAAUCGUCAUCGAUUUGGGUUUGCUGAAUCACGGCUGACAUAUGGUAUGAUCGGGGGACGGUUUGUGAAGGGAGAAAACCCAUUUGUUGAGGAGUCAUAUCAGAGGGUUGCCCUGGACCAGCUUAUUAAGAUUGCAAAAAUAGAAGAUGAUGACCUGCUGAUCAUGUCUGAUGUUGAUGAAAUCCCAAGCGGUCACACUAUUGAUCUCUUGAGAUGGUGUGACGACAUUCCAGAGAUACUUCAUCUUCAGCUCAGGAAUUAUCUUUACUCAUUUGAGUUUUUCCUGGAUGACAAGAGUUGGAGGGCAUCAAUACACAGGUACCGAUCUGGAAAGACAAGGUAUGCGCACUUCAGGCAGACAGAUGACCUUCUUGCUGAUUCAGGGUGGCAUUGCAGUUUUUGCUUCCGGUACAUAAGUGAUUUUGCCUUCAAAAUGCAAGCUUAUAGCCAUGUUGAUCGGAUCAGAUUUAAGUACUUCCUGAACACUGAAAGGAUUCAAGAUGUCAUCUGCAGAGGGGCGGAUCUUUUUGAUAUGCUUCCAGAAGAGUACACAUUCCAAGAAAUCAUUGCCAAGUUGGGGCCUAUCCCAAGUACAUUCUCUGCUGUUCAUCUUCCUAGUUAUCUUCUAAAGAAUGUUGACCGGUUUAGAUAUCUUCUACCGGGCAACUGCAGGAGAGAAAGUGGCUAGAGUUUUUAUGGUUUACCCUGCAAUCUGCUGUGCAUGGGUGCCACUGCAAAGCUGUCCCCGCUGAGAUCAUCUGGCUGUGGCAGUUGCGGCUGAUAUAAUUGGCUAACGCAGUUGGACAAUCGCUUGGGAAGUGAUUCAUGGAUGAGUGAGUUAAUGAUCUUGUGCUGUGUGAUGGAAGGGAGGAGGAUCUAACAGCAUAUCCCCUGCUUGGUCCUGGCUGGCUUUACCUUCCAGACGAGCUGAACAGUGUAUGCUUACAACCGGAUGUCAUUGUCAUUCAUUACUUCCCUGAUUGAUAUAUAAACUUAAAGCUGUUGUAGAUUUCAAGUGAAAUGAUAUUUCAGAUUUACAUGCUGUAGAACUGGCCUUACUCUGCAGAUAAUUACAUAUGCAUUGUUCUUA
This is a messenger RNA of Phragmites australis (common reed), 2038 nucleotides long. RefSeq lists its product as uncharacterized. Gene Ontology annotation, biological process: protein N-linked glycosylation; N-acetylglucosamine metabolic process. The coding region runs from base 470 to 1636 and encodes 388 amino acids. The transcript is spliced from 2 exons. Lineage: Eukaryota; Viridiplantae; Streptophyta; Magnoliopsida; Poales; Poaceae. Gene Ontology annotation, cellular component: membrane. The record is from RefSeq and is a predicted model, not a curated record. Gene Ontology annotation, molecular function: beta-1,4-mannosylglycoprotein 4-beta-N-acetylglucosaminyltransferase activity.